CUCAGAUGGGAAGGCAGUUUUUGCUCUGUGGAAUAUAGAAUAGCUGCUUUCAGGUAGAAAAAAGAAUUUUUGCAAAAUGCCCUGGAUUCUUUCUGUGUAUUUUCUCUGCCUGCUUUUUCCUGGAAAUGCAGAACCAAAAGAUGAAAUGACCAGUCAGGAAUUGAUGGUUCUUACUGCUGAAGAAGGGCAGUGUGUCAAUCUCACCUGCAGGUUUAUCCAUAGGAUUGAAGGUCUGUAUCUGAUACGAACCCUUGGAAAGGCCAUGAAGGUGCUAUACAUUACCCAACAUGGUAAAAACAAGAGAGAAUAUCCUGCCUAUGAAAAUCGCACUGAGUAUUUUGAGGUGAACAACACAGCCACCAUCACACUGAAGCAGCUAAAGAAGAAUGACAGUGAUGUAUACAUGUGUAUGGCAACCCUGACCAUAGACAAGGGGCUUAAGCAGAAGAAUAGCAGCCAUAUUCUUUUGGCAGUAGAAGCAGCUCCAGAGAAGUAUAGUUCUGAAUCUCCCUGGAUGCUGUAUACUUUUAUCUCUGUGUUAAUGCUCUUGGUUAUUAUCUUGGGAUCUUACAUCAUCAUUCAUAUGAAUAUCAAGAAAUGCUUCCAAAAAGAACAUAGAGAGAAAAUACAAAAUUUGGUCUAUGAAGACAUGACUUGCAGCCUGAGGCGCAACAACCCUGAGACUAAAGUAAAUCAUUAUGCUAUGUAAUAUUGAAUGUUGAAUAACAAAAUAUCAUUGAAAAAUCCAACAAAUUCAUAUUUGUUUCAUUAUUUGUGUUUUAUUAAUUUUUUUUUUAAUGAGCAAAAUGUAUACUUUGAGCAACAGUUUGUAUAUAACAUGUGUGAACCAAUGGAAGAAUUUAGAAUUUGAAUGGCAAAGUUCAAAAGCCCUGUUCAGGCAUUCAGCUGAAUGUGUGAAGCCCUCAAACUGGGUCAAGAAUGGUGCCUACUGACCCCCACCCCCCUCUCUGACUUCCACAAAUUUAGCUGGAGGUCUGAAGAGGACCCAUAUUUGCAUUCGCUUGGAUGGGAGAAUAACCCUAGUGCAAUUUGAGAUUCUGAUUUAUUAGAGGUCCUGGAACGCCCACAAGAAGAAUCAGGGAGUCUUGGUAGACCACAGAUUAAGCAAGAAUUGGCAGUGUGCUGCAGCUACCAAAAGAACCAAUGCAGUUUUGGGCUGCAUAGUGUCAAGAUCACAGGAGGUGAUAGUACCACUCUAUGCUGCACUGGUCAGACCACAUCUGGAAUACUGUGUCCAGCUCUGGUCACCACAAUACAAAAAGGAUGCUGAGGAACUAGAAAGAGUGUAGAGAAGAGUAACAAAAAUGGUAAGGUGCUUGGAGGUUAAACCCUAUGAAAAGCAGUCAAAGGAACUUGGAAUUUGUUUAGCUUAAAGAAGAGAAGGCUAUGGGGAGACAUGAUAACAGUCUUCCAAUACAUGAAGGGGCAUCACAGGGAAGAGGGAGUAGAUUUAUUCUCCUGAGCACCUGAGGGGAAGCUGAGAAGAACCUGACUGUGAGAGCUAUUAGGCAGUGGAACAGCCUGCCUCGUGAAGUUGUGGGCGCUCCAUUGCUGGAGGUCUGCCAGAAAAGACUGGAGAGCCAUCCUGAAUGGUCUGAGGAUUCCUAUCCUGAGCGAGGGUUGGGACUAGAAGCCCCACCA
Messenger RNA from Python bivittatus (Burmese python), 1662 nucleotides. RefSeq lists its product as uncharacterized. Gene Ontology annotation, cellular component: membrane. Gene Ontology annotation, molecular function: signaling receptor activity. The record is from RefSeq and is a predicted model, not a curated record. Gene Ontology annotation, biological process: adaptive immune response. NCBI's taxonomy places the organism in Eukaryota, Metazoa, Chordata, Lepidosauria, Squamata, Pythonidae.